UGGGUCCUGGAGCGCUCCCCCCUCCCGCAGGCCCCUCCCUGACCGGCCCGGACGCAGGGUGUGCUGGUCAGGACGCCCCACGCUCGGCGAUCGCCGGCCCGGACUGCAGGGUCCAGCGAUCGCGGUUGCGCCCCGCCCCAGGUGCUGCGCUCUGGGCCAGGCGGCCGCGGGGGAUCCGGGCGGGCUCAGCUCCGUGCUGCCGCGGGGCUGCGUCUCGGAGACUCCGAGGGCUAGGGCUCUGUGCCCAUUCCUGCCUGGCUGGCUUCCGCUGGUGGUCCUGCGAGAACAUGGUGCAGAAGUACCAGUCUCCUGUCUGCGUCUACAAGUACCCAUUUGAGCUGGUCAUGGCGGCCUAUGAGAAGCGCUUCCCCACCUGCCCGCAGAUCCCGGUCUUCCUGGGCAGCGAGGUCCUACGCGAGUCCCGCAGCGCUGAUGGGGCGGUGCACUUGGUGGAGCGGAGCUGCCGCCUGCGGGUGGAAGCCCCGCGGCUGUUGCGGAAGAUUGCAGGCGUCGAGCACGUGGUCUUCGUGCAAAGAAACAUCUUGAACUGGAAGGAGAGGACUCUCCUCAUUGAAGCGCACAACGAGACCUUCGCCAGCCGCGUGGUGGUCAAGGAGAACUGCAGCUACACGGUCCACCCUGAGAAUGAAGACUGGACAUGCUUUGAGCAGUCUGCCUCGCUCGACAUCCGGUCCUUCUUUGGCUUUGAAAGUGCCUUGGAGAAGAUCGCCAUGAAGCAGUACACAGCCAACGUCAAGAGGGGGAAGGAGGUGAUCGAGCAUUACCUGAACGAGCUCAUCUCCCAGGGCACCUCUCACAUUCCCCGGUGGACACCUGCCCCGGUCCCAGAGGAGGACACCCACUCCCAGGCUGGGCUGAGGGAUCCUGGCUCCCUGGAGGUCUGCGGGCCUGGUAGCGCCCAGGGCCCUGCUCCCGAGAUGGUCAGUACUGAUGGGGACAAGCUGGAUGCAGACUACAUUGAGAGGUGCCUGGGCCAUCUCACACCCAUGCAGGAGAGCUGCCUGAUCCAGCUGCGGCAUUGGUUGCAGGAGACCCACAAAGGCAAGAUCCCCAAAGACGAGCACAUCCUUAGGUUCCUGCGGGCUCGAGACUUCCACCUGGACAGGGCCCGUGAGAUGCUGUGCCAGUCCUUGAGCUGGCGAAAGCAGCACCAGGUGGACCUCCUCCUUCAGACCUGGCGACCCCCUGCCCUCCUGGAGGAGUUCUAUGCAGGGGGCUGGCACUACCAGGACAUAGAUGGCCGCCCCCUGUACAUCUUGCGUCUGGGCCACAUGGACACCAAGGGCUUGAUGAAGGCCGUGGGGGAGGAGGUGCUGCUGCAGCAUGUUCUUUGCGUCAAUGAGGAAGGACAGAAGCGGUGUGAAGGGAACACAAAACAGUUUGGCCGUCCCAUCAGCUCCUGGACCUGCCUGGUGGACCUGGAGGGUCUCAGCCUGCGGCACCUGUGGCGGCCAGGGAUAAAGGCCUUGCUGCGCAUGAUCGAGGUGGUGGAGGACAAUUAUCCUGAGACCCUGGGCCGGCUGCUCAUCGUGCGAGCCCCCCGCAUCUUCCCUGUGCUCUGGACGCUGAUCAGCCCCUUCAUCAAUGAGAACACCAGGAAGAAGUUCCUCAUCUACAGUGGCAGCAAUUAUCAGGGUCCCGGAGGCCUUGUCGACUACCUGGACAAAGAAGUGAUCCCCGACUUCCUCGGGGGAGAGUGCCUGUGUAACGUCCCUGAAGGAGGGCUGGUCCCCAAGUCCCUCUACCUGACGGAAGAGGACCAGGAGCACAAAGACCAGCUGCAGCAGUGGAGAGAGACCUACCAGUCGGCCAGCGUGCUCCGCGGGGCCCCCCAUGAGGUCGCAGUGGAGAUUCUGGAGAGGGAGUCAGUCAUCACCUGGGACUUUGACAUCCUGCAAGGGGACGUGAUGUUCAGUCUGUACCACACCAAGCAGGCUCCCAAGCCGGGCCCCCGGGAGCCUGGUGCCAGGGCUGGCGGGCAGCUGACAGACAAAGGCUGGGCCCUGGGUGCAGAUUACAGCCGUGUGGAGGCCCCCCUCAUCUGCCGGGAAGGGGAGAGCAUCCAGGGCUCCCACGUGACCCAGUGGCCUGGCGUCUACCUGCUCCAGUGGCAAAUGCACAGUGCCCCUGGCCACAUGGCCUGCAGCCUCCCGGGCGUGGAGGAUGUCCUGAUGGCCCUGCACAGCCCUGGCCCCAGGUGCAAACUCCUCUACUACUACGAGGUGCUGGCGUCUGAGGACUUCAGGGGCUCCAUGUCCAGCCUGGAAUCCUGCACCAGCCGCUUCUCCCAGCUCAGCGCCACCACCUCUUCCUCCGGCCAGUCCCACAGCAGCUCCCUGGUCUCCAGAUAGUCAGGACCGAGCCCUGCGGGGCAGCCUGCUUGCCUCCCACAUCCACAAGUAUCCACGAGGCCUGGGACCAUGUGGGCUGCAGCCCUGGAUCUGGACAUAGCCAAAGUCGGGCUGGCUGGAGCCCUGUGGGCUCUUGAAGUGACUCCAGACUUCCUGUGAGGACAUCCGUCACUGUUUUACACACUGUGCAUCUGGAGAAAAGUGGGAGAUUGGGAUACUAGUUACCUUUGACUUUCCCUUUGUAGAAACUGCUGGUGUUCUCUGGGCACAUCCACUCAUCUGUAAGAGCAUCAUUCCAAGUGGUGUUUCCCUCAACAAGCUACAGAAUGUUCUCCCCACGGGUUGAGACUUUUUUUCCUACCCUGCGUCUGGAAUUUCUCCCCCUGUAAAAUGAACUGAUCACACAGUCUGUUUCAGCCAGGAAAACACGAUGUUUCUUGUUCACCGGAUCGUUUGCUCCAACCAGAAGCAUUAAACGUUUUAGAUUUGGA
Lagenorhynchus albirostris (white-beaked dolphin) is the source of this 2863-nucleotide messenger RNA. RefSeq names its product SEC14 like lipid binding 5 (gene SEC14L5). Gene Ontology annotation, cellular component: cytoplasm. NCBI's taxonomy places the organism in Eukaryota, Metazoa, Chordata, Mammalia, Artiodactyla, Delphinidae. The coding region runs from base 288 to 2372 and encodes 694 amino acids. The record is from RefSeq and is a predicted model, not a curated record. The transcript is spliced from 17 exons.